Molecule: messenger RNA, 2937 nt
Organism: Frieseomelitta varia
Lineage: Eukaryota; Metazoa; Arthropoda; Insecta; Hymenoptera; Apidae
Product: homeobox protein Nkx-2.5-like
Exons: 4
Coding region: 714-1883 (389 amino acids)
Biological process (GO): regulation of transcription by RNA polymerase II; cell differentiation
Cellular component (GO): nucleus
Molecular function (GO): RNA polymerase II cis-regulatory region sequence-specific DNA binding; DNA-binding transcription factor activity, RNA polymerase II-specific
Source: RefSeq, a predicted model, not a curated record
CAGCCGUGACCAUCAUCCCCCGAGACGUGUUUCGUCUGGUAGCGCUCGACCAGUGUCACUAUACCCUUCAUAGGCUACGACGUUUCGAAGAAGUUAUCGUCGGGGUUUACGAGUCGGUAGUUGCAAGCUGGUAGAUUCGACCGUCAAAUCGUUUCUGCGAAUUUUCGAUCAUGGAUGGAUGAAAGAAGAAAGAGUUAGAGUUCUUUGAGUGAAAUUUUCUUUUCUUUUUUUUUGGAGAACAAUGGUGAAAUCGUAGAGAUAACGAAGAAGAUCAGAAGUUUACAAAACUUUCGGCGAACAAGAGUGAAGUUCUAAACUUCGUACGUAAAGAAAGAUCACAAGUGCCACGCUGUUUUUCUUCAUUCAUUUUUGUUUGGAAGACAACUAUAAAAUUGUAGAAUCUGUUUUAAAGAAGAAUGUAGAAAACGAUCGCGAGAGAUUCUUACUUUGAUUACUCUUUUUUGUUGUAAAUUCGUUGUAAAGAGAUAAGGAUAAAAAUUAUAAAUGUAGAAAGAACGCAGAGGUUCUUCGGAUGGAGUCUUCCACCAUUUUCUGAAGAACGUAGAAAAUGAUAGGCUAGAUGUGUUGAAAAAGUGACAGUGUCGAACGUCGAAAACUGUCUUCUGUCCGCGCGACGGAAUACUUGAAAGCGGAGUUUAUAUCGUUCGAGGAUUUGAAGGAAAAUCGCGGACAUUUCGCGAGAAUGCGUUAGAAUGUUGUCGUCCUCGGUCUCCGGAACUCCGUUCAGCGUCCGUGACAUUCUCAGCGAGGAUCAGCAACUCGGAAUCAUGGAUUGCUACCCUCCUGUCCAUCAACACCAGUUCCAGCAGCAGCACGUGCCUCAGGAAUAUUACGGUUACAACAUCGUGCCAGAUAACAAUUGGGACGCAGAGAAGUUCAAGGAGCAAUCGAUGAUGCCGACUUACGCUCACUAUCCUGACUUGACGCACGUUCAUCAUCAGCUGAAUCAGAUCGCUCCUCCGUAUCAGGAUUCACCGGUUACAGAGGACGGUAACGUGGUCACAUCGAGCAAAACAGAGCUGCGGAAAAGUCAGUCUGGCAAGAGGACGAAGAGGAAGCCGAGAGUGCUGUUUUCUCAAAACCAAGUGUACGAGCUGGAGCAACGAUUCAAGCAGCAACGAUACCUGAGCGCCCCGGAGCGAGAGCUGCUCGCCCAGACUCUAAAACUGACCAGCACCCAGGUGAAGAUCUGGUUCCAAAACCGACGGUACAAGAACAAACGCGCGAGGCUGGAGGACGCGGAGAAACUGCAGGCGCAGAACAUGAAGAACCAAUCGCUGAAGAAGAUCCACGUGCCAGUGCUGAUCAAGGAUGGCAAGCCGCAUCUUCAAGAAUCCUACAAUCCUCCCUACUGGUCCAACAUCAGGCCAGCGGAGCUCGGCGUCCCGUUGCAACCGGACUUCCGAAUGAACGAAAUACGACUGAGCCCCGAAUUCAGAUCGACCUCGAACGACCCGAGGAUGGACACGAGUAUCAGCCCGGAAUUCAAGACGGAAAUCAGCUCCGACCUUGCCGACAAGUCAGCCAGCUUGAACGGAGAGAUACAAGCCAGACAGCACGUGCUCGUUAGCACGGAUUUCAGGAACAAUUUGGCCACGGAUCCACGAGUCGGUGUGCACGACUGUCACAGGCAAAUAAAGGGGAACGCGAGCAGCGUCAACGGCGAUGUUGCGGCGUUUUCGGAUUUGAAGAGCACCUCGACGGAGAGUAAAAUUAUGACGAGCGACGGCAGACCGAUGAUGGACGUUUCGGGAAGCGAUUACGGAUUCCCCAAUUACUUGCCACCGGCCAAUUACCAGAUGCAGUACGUUAAUUACAUGGAACAGAUGCCUAUGGACCAGAAUCUCCAACGAUUGUGGUAGGAAAGGAUUUGUUUCGGAAGCUAACGCUUCGAUCUCUGAGCUAGGCUACGUAAAUUUUGUAGAAAAGUCGAAACAAUUUCUUGAGGAGACACGCACAGAGUGGAUUGAUCGGUGAAAAGUAUUACAUUGUACGAAAUUCAAGGGAACACGACAGCGUUUCUAGAUUUUAGAUUUGCACUUGCGAGUGAACCACAGACACGGGUUAGAUGGUAAGGAAUUGUUUAAAACGGCGAGAGAAUCGAAAUGUCGAGAGUGUUGUUUCUGCAACGAAUCACGUUUCACGUUUUCGUCAAUCUUUAAUAUUCCCAGAUAUAAAUUACGUUUUUUCUCUCGAAUGGCAUCGUCGAAUUGCAGGUAACUCGCAAUGCUUUAGACAAUUUCAUUUAAUUUAUAUCAACAGUUUCGUUCUUAUUCCGUAUUUUGCAAGACGAAGAUCAUCAAUAACAUUAAUUAUACAGUUAAAACUUGCACACUCCAAAAUAAGAAACGAGAUAAUAAAUAAAAAAGAAAGAGCAAAGAAUAGACCAAUCUUCAUUCGCAAGUCUCGAACAUUAGACAACGUUGCCAAACAGGUAGCCAAAGAGUAAUCGCGGAUGGUGCAUCUUUUAAUCGUCAACGAUUGCAGUAACAUUAAGAUCGAUAUAGAUUUAGUAAGACCUUCGAGCAGCUGUGUAUCAUUUUCUUCUUUUUUUUUUUUCUUUUUCUCCUUGUGGUUCUCGUUUAGUUAGGUAAGAUAUCCUCCUUCCUUCGAAAUGGUAACGCGCCGCUCAAGAGGCUCGAACGGAAAUUACUUCAAGUGGCUUUUGCGGAAACAUCAGUUACCCGGUAUUCCGCAGACCUCGUCCUUCUCGUGAUUCUAUUUUUUUUUUUUUUUUUUUUUUUUCACUCGAUAAACCGGUUCUUCAAUCCGACAAACACAUUCGUCUGUGGAAAAUUCGCGAAUAGCUUCGCUUCGAUUACUGUACAACGAAAUCUUCCUCUCCGAUCGAAAAUCUGCGAUUCUGUUGUUGCAGUUUCGUAGAUAAAGAUGUUCAAAGAGGAAAAUAAAUAAAUG